This is a messenger RNA of Tachysurus fulvidraco (yellow catfish), 3763 nucleotides long. RefSeq names its product endoglin, like (gene engl). The record is from RefSeq and is a predicted model, not a curated record. The transcript has 15 exons. NCBI's taxonomy places the organism in Eukaryota, Metazoa, Chordata, Actinopteri, Siluriformes, Bagridae. Bases 28 to 2586 code for a protein of 852 amino acids.
CUUCUCUGCCUUCGAGCAGGUGAAGUGAUGCUGCAGUGCAGUGUUUCUCCAGCAGGGGCGCUGCAUCCUGUGCAUGCCCAGCUCGAGCGCUUUGAGGCGGGACCAGGCUGUGCUGCCAGAGAGGGCGGGGCUAAAGAGACCCAUGUGAUCUCUGUGGCGAGACCUAAUCACAGCACAGACAAAAUGGUGACAGUGGUUCUGCGGCCACUGUCCUACUCACACCCUGUCCAUCGCCCAGUCAUUCUUGUACUGAGUUCCCAGCAUGCCAUGCACUGGGUACUGGAGAGCGAAGGACUGCCAAAGAAUCUUCAUGUUCUGGUGCAGGUCUCAGUGAACUCCACACUGGAGAACGGACGUGUAUCGGCUCGAGUCCAUCCCAUCCCAUCGAUGCCAUGGCGACCUCGUGCUCUACUGCACUGGACCCUUCAGCGUCACGCAACCGUCUCAUCUCUUACACACUCAGCCAGCGCCAAUCGUGUCUACCUCCGCCUAGGAGAAGAUCCCAGCAUGCCGAGCGUGUGUCGCCUUCAGUCUCUCUUUCUCUCUCGUAACUACAUGGUGUCCAAGCUGCAGGAGCAGGAAGUGAAUGGCUGCGCUUCUUCAGAGAGUCUUCCCAACCCGGAGGUGCACGUCAUCAAGCUGUGGUCUGCCGGCUCUGGACUCUGUGGGUCAUUACAGGUGGAGGUGUCUGUCUCUCUGCUGCCCCCGGUGGCUGACGCUGGCUGGUGUAAUGUGGUGUUAGUGUUGAGCAGUGCUGCUCCUGUGAACUGGGCUCUGGUGACUCCUGGUCUCCGUGGCCACAUCACAGUGCAUUCAUCUCACAGUGUGACACCUCUCUAUCCUCCCAAACCCGACCUCACCAUGAGCAGCACCGUCAUCCCUGACCUCAUCACAACCCCUGACCCGCUCACCUGGGCCAAUCAGAACGGCUUUUCCUCUUUGAUGUCAUACACCGAAGCUCAUCUAGCCAAUCGGCUUGUGAUCAAGCUGAAAGGGGGCGGAACAGUGCAGGCUGUCAGGGAGGCGAAGCUGGAGGAGUCGUGGCUGAGACAUUGGAUGUCACAUGAGGUCGACGAUGCUGUGGAUAGCAGGAAGGUCGUCAGCGUGCAAUGUGCGGACGGACGCCUCGCUGUCUCUGUGGAUAAAAGCUCCUUACAGGCUCUGGCUCUGUCAGUUUCGGCGGUGACCCUAAAGGACCCCUUGUGCCAGGCACGGGCCAAUGGGAGCCAUUUCCUGUUGGUAUUUCCAGUCAUUUCCUGUGGGACUGAAGGAGAGAUGGAGCAACACGGCAGAGAAGUGCAGUACAGAAACACGAUAUUGUUGUGGAAGUCUAAGCCUUCACUCGACAUGCUGGAAACCUCAGAAGGGAAAUCAGCCAACGAGUCGACUCCGCUGCUUAUUCAUUUCAGAUGUGCAGCUCCUCUGCCUGCUCUCAGCAGCGCAUCUACACCGAGCCUGUCCUCCAGGCCACAGGGGAUGCUGCGUAGUGGAAAAGGCCCCGGCUCCGCCCCUGGCUCCGCCCCUGUCCCUGACCCUGCCCCUGGCCCUGCCUGGUUCCCGGUCCCACACGGUGGUCCUCCACUCAACAUGCAACUAUUUGCCACCGACAGGUUUGAACAGAAAGCGGUGGGACCCUGUGUGGUGACGGUUCCAGGACGAGUGUACGCCAAGAUCUCGGGCAGUGUGGGGGUCAGUGAGAGGUUGGAGUUGCGCUCAUGUGUGUUCUCUCCUCUAUCAGACCCACAUGCUCAGAUCGGUUGGCCCAUCAUCAGAAACUUCUGUCCCGCUGACUCAUCCUUCAUCAUGUACACAGAGACGCAGACAGAACGUGGAGCAGGUGAGGAUGAAGAUGGAGACACAGAGAGCAAUGAAGAAGAAGGACCAGACAGUGAUGAUGAAGAAAGAGCAGAGGAACAUGUGGCAGGGAGAGAACAGGAUGCCAGUGAGGACGAGGAGCGUCCUGCUCCAAAACCGAGUGACGAUGAAGAGGCUACGGGGAUGACGAGACUUCCCUCAGACACUCAGAGAGACAGACAUUUACGGGGAAUGAGAGACAGAGGAGUGGAGAAGAAACAAAGGACAGAAAAGAAAGAGAAGACGAUCCAACUCCGGUUCAGCUUCAUUCUGCGGCCGGUGUUUAAUAACUCCAUCCAGUUCCUGCACUGCAGCCUGCAGCUGUGUGGAGGCGCCACUGAGACACACAGAGACUGUACACACACACCUGCUCCCAUAAACACACCUGCAGCUCAACAGUGUGAAUACAGGAACUUGUCCAGGCCGGUGUUGGUCACGUAUCUCCCUGAUGCACUGGCUGGUCUCGUGCCGCCUCCUGCUGGUAAACUGGCUCAGAAGCCUCGUGUGACGGAGACAGUGAUGUCCACACACAGCUUACCUAACAGUGUCGUCAGCUCUGUGUUGAUCAGCGUGAUCGUAGCGUUCCUGAUGGGAGUCGUCCUGAUGGGGGCACUUUGGUGCAUCUACUCCUGCACAGGGAGACCUGCGAUUGUGCGUAGAGACAGUCUCCAGGAGAUCCCGAGUUCCUGGAGCCCCAUGUCUCCGGUGGAACACACCACCAGUUCGGUGUAGAGGUGGGUGUGCUCCCAUUCCCCCCUGCCGGACCACCACAGUGGUACAGUCCACAAGACCCUAUCUGUACGGAAGGAUGUUGUGUGUGAAUGUUUUUAUGUGGAGCAUAGAAAUAACUAUUUAUAUUACUGUUCAGUGGCACUUCAGUGUGUGUGUCAUUUUACAGGAGCUGAGCAAGAGGAUGGUGUGUGUGUGUGUGUGUGUGUGUGUGUGUGUGUGUGUGUGUGUGUGUGUGUGUGUGUGUGUGUGUGUGAGAGAGAGAGAGAGAGAGAGAGAGAGAGAGAGAGAGAGAGAGAGAGAGAGGGAGAGAGAGAGAGAGAGUAAUAUGCUAGGUGUCAGACUGCAGGACACAUUUGGACAAUCCCAUGCAUCAUGAUAAACUGGAAUGUCAUGAGCCAUGGACUUUAAACUCAUUAAUGAGCCUCUCCGUGUAAAACCACUAUAAUCAGCACCACUGGGGCAGAUGUUGACCUUUAAAAACUGCUUAUUGACCUGAGUGUUACGUGCAACGUCCCACACCACAGAUAGGCUGAAAUCUGGACAGUGAUUGGUCAGAAAAUGUGGCUUUGUCUCCUAUAGCAGCAUCUCUGACUCCUGUCACGCUUGUUACUAUUGAUACGUUAUCAUAUGUGUAAGUGUUGAAAAGGUUUCUGUAAGGAGAUGUUUAUAUAACCUGUACAGAAGAGUGUCCAGUGUCAACGCUUUGUACCAGUCAGAGGUGAAGCCGGGACAUCGUGUUUUCUGACAUGUUCACGAGUUUUCUCUGUUUUUUGUUUUAUUAACUUCAUGAGAGGGAGAAAAAAGAGGCAUUUGAGAUGGCGACUGUUUAUAGCUGCUAGAACGUAAGUCAACUUAUUUUGCUGAUGUUCCUCAACAUGAAGUGUAACUAUAAAAGGAUAAAAAAAAAAGUGAACAUUGUACUUUGGCUUUUUGCAGACUUGUAAAAAAACAAAAAAACAAAAAAAAAACAUGUAGCUUGAGAUGCUUUUGAGUACAGGCAAGUAAACUGGCUUCAGACUAAUUAUUUAUAGAUGAAUUAAUUUUAGACUAAUGACCGGCGUUCUACAUAUUUUUAUAUGUGUGAGUGUGUGUGAGUUGUGAUUGUGACAGGUUUCAGUGUUUCUAUCGUUCCUUGUUCCCUGUUGAGACGACAUUAAAAUAAAUCUGUAAUCACAAA